UCUCUGAUUCAUAAUACAAAACUUUUUUUUUUCCAGCACACCAUAUGAAAAUGACCUGGAGAAUAACAUAGAUUACUGUGGUAAUGUAGAUUCCAAGGGUCUGAGACUGACAUUUUUGCUCGUACAGAAAGAGUACAAGACACAAUGAACUGGGAGUUAUUUCAGGGUCUGGUUAGUGGAGUAAGCAAGUUUUCCACAGCAUUUGGUCGCAUCUGGCUCAGUGUGGUCUUCAUCUUCCGUCUUCUUGUCUAUGUGGUUGCUGCUGAACGAGUCUGGGGUGAUGAACAGGGUGAAUUUGACUGCAAUACCCGCCAACCAGGAUGCAACAAUGUCUGCUAUGAUCAUUAUUUCCCAGUCUCACAUAUUCGACUCUGGGCUCUUCAACUGAUUCUGGUUACCUGUCCAUCUCUUCUAGUUAUUUUGCAUGUGGCCUAUAGGGAGGAUCGGGAAAAGAAGCACCUACAAAAGCAAGGAGAAAACUGUGGUCGGCUGUAUUUGGACACUGGUAAAAAAAGAGGAGGCCUUUGGUGGACCUAUCUCAUUAGUCUUCUAGUCAAGGCUUUAGUUGAUUUAGUUUUUCUCUAUGUUUUUCACAGACUCUAUCCAAACUAUACUCUACCUAACUUGGUAAAAUGCGACAUUGUCCCAUGUCCUAACAUUGUAGACUGCUUCAUAUCCAGACCAACUGAGAAAAACUUGUUUACCCUCUUUAUGAUAGUGGCUUCAAUUUUUUGCAUCCUACUCAACCUGAUUGAGAUGACAUACCUUAUAGGAAAGAGAUGUAAAGAGUGUAUUGUACAGAGGAACAUAAAAAUAAAGAACCACCCCAGCCAUGUAAUUUCAUACCUCCAACGGCAGGAGAUGUUUCAUGCUCAUAACAAAGCUAAUGUGGAGCUAGACAAGUUACAUCUAUGCAUUCAUGUGACACCACCAGAGACUGAAUUAAAAUAAGUGAAAGGCUACAGGGAUAUAUAUAUAUAUAUAUAUAUAUAUAUAUAUAUAUAUAUAUAUAUAUAUUUAAAUAUAUAUUUGUCAUUCUUUUACUUUCAUAGAAAUCUACAACAUAGAAGGAUUUGCUAGCCUUAAUCUUGCCUUUGAAAAAACAUUUUGAGAAAGAGGAAAUGACUACACAAUCAGGAUAAUAGACUGUGGAAAUUUGUGAUAACAUAGAUUUAAACACAUUUACAGAAUAUAGUUUAGUUUCUAUGAAACAAAGCAGUAGCAUAUAAUAGUGAUCUACUAGUAAACAGUCAAACUGGGUUCUCAAAAGGACAUCAAAGGUUAACAAAAAUGUUCUAAUGUGUUGGAGCAUUUUUUUAUUGCACUAUGGCUUUCAUAUAACUAUGGUCUCCAUAACACGCUUUCUGAUGAUUAGGUAUUGGUUUUGGCCGAUAUGGGCAUCCUAUUUUAGAGUGAUCAAAACCCAAAAUGGAUAUGGCACCAAAAACCCCAGUGCAAAUGAGUUUUCACUCAAUAUGGAAAUAUUAUGGACGUAAAUUUUAAAGUUGCUUAAAACUCUAUGCUCUAUCAGAUUCAUAAUACAAACUUUUUGAGUUUCAUAUCCCUUUAAAGACCAUAUUUCUGCUUGCACAUUACAUGUAUUAUCUACUUCUGUAUAAAGGUUAAUUGUAAAUGGUAAUGGGAGAAAUGGUACUGAACUUUGAAAUGCCAGGUCAUUCAUAUUACAGGUCAACCAUAAUGAUAUACAGCUUGUUUUUAAAUUAUAAUAUUCCCUCAAAACAAACAUGUAUAUUGAACGGGCCAGUAACAAGCUGUUGGAACCUGAUAGUAUUAUUUUACUUGAAUAAAAGUAGAUUCCAUAAAAAUCAUCCCAGUGAGUGUACAGUAAAAUAUAUAACAUAUUUUUUACAGCUGUUAGGUUACUUAAAUGUAAAAAAAAUGACUGAAGACUAAAAAGGUCCUGAUGUUUUACAGGCAGAGAGAAUCACUCAGGAUAUUUAGUCAACAAGGACAGUAAAUCUAAAUCUAUAGGCUAGAUUACAAGUGGUGCUCUAAUUUGUUUUUUGGGGGCUUGCGCGCAAACUUUGCUAAAAUCAAGCUUUUGACAUAGGAACAUUAGGGUGCGUAUUACAAGUUGAAAGGUUUGUGUGCAAGUGAAACCUGGUGCAUGCUAACUUCAGGACUUUGGAUAUUGUGGCCACAUUUACUUCUUCUCCCCAUAGAUUUCAAUGCAGCAUGCUGUUAAAAAACCAAAAAACAUCUUUUUUCCCAGGCGCUAACUAGACAUGCAUUAUUAUUAUUUAUUAUUAUUAUUUUUAUAUAUAUAUCUGAUGAUUUAUUUUUUGUAAAUAAAAAUGUAUCUAUACCUAUAUGAAUAUAUACAGGUAUAUAUAUUAUAUAUAUUGUAUUUGAACAUUAGAAUGUAAAAUAUUUCUAAUGAAAACACAGUAAAACACUUUAUAACCAAUUCAAAUUUAAUAAAAAUAUUUUUUCUAGUUUAGAGGCAUUUAACUGGAAAGGGCUCCAAAGUGUAAAUAUAUGUGUAUAUAUGUCUAUACAUGUGUAUAUAUACCCACGCACACACACAUAUAUAUAUAUAUAUAUAUAUAUAUAUAUAUAUAUAUAUAUAUAUAUAUAUAUAUAUAUAUAUAUAUAUAUAUAUAUAUAUAUUUAUACUGUAUAUAUACACAUAUUAUAGGUUGUUCAAAUCAAAUACAUUGCCAUAUACCAUAUCCCUUUAAAAGCCAGGAGCAUUAAUAAUAUUUCAUGUCAAUUAAAAUGUUUUAUAUCAGAAAGCAUAUAUGUGACUGUAAUAGCUUAUUUUAAUGUAUUUAUUUUAUGUUUGGUGAACAUUUUUUUAACCCUUUAUACUUUAUGCUAGGUCUUUAGGCAUGCUAAUUCUGUUUGCACUUGAGCGCACCCGUUUACUUUCAACUUGUAAUAUGUGAGCUAGUUAGCGCAGUUGCGAUAAUGUUUAUCGAGCCCCGCUCUAACAUUAGGGCACCACUUGCAAUCUAGCCCUAUAUGUUUAUCUUUACAAAACAUAAAAGAGUAAAUUGAAAACCUCUAUGUGUAUGUUUAGAACUUAGUGGUCUAUGUGUACUGUUAUUAAGUUGCAAAGUAUCACUUCAUUUUGUAUUAUUUAUUUAUUUUGUAUAUUUUAUUAUGCUUGCACAGUCCUGUUUUAUUACAUGUAAUAAAUUUGACUUACUUACUAAAGUGA
Bombina bombina (fire-bellied toad) is the source of this 3184-nucleotide messenger RNA. RefSeq names its product gap junction beta-5 protein-like. Lineage: Eukaryota; Metazoa; Chordata; Amphibia; Anura; Bombinatoridae. The coding region runs from base 145 to 951 and encodes 268 amino acids. Gene Ontology annotation, biological process: cell communication. Gene Ontology annotation, cellular component: connexin complex. The record is from RefSeq and is a predicted model, not a curated record. The transcript is spliced from 2 exons.